AUGUUUGGAUCAUUUUUUGCAGUUCUGAAGCUGUAUAUGGUGUUUAUCGGUCUGUACUGCUGGUCAUACAAGAGGUUGGAGGACCACAAUGUAUCGGUGUAUAACAAUCUGAUAGGGACGAAUCGCCACACAUCACUUACAAUUGUGAUUGCGCAUCCAGAUGAUGAAGUGAUGUUUUUCGCGCCCACGUUGCUGCAGUUGGAUAACCUUAUGGAUAGUUCAAUACCUUUUAAAGUUAUUUGUUUGACUGACGGUGAUUCUGAUGGACUCGGUGCGAUUAGAAGAACAGAGUUGAAAAAGGCUCUUCAGGUUCUGGUGCUGAACCACAGGGUGGUUCUUGAGGUCGGGGAUCUUACAGAUGGUAUGGAAAUUGAGUGGGAGAAAGAGUCGGUCAGGACAAUGCUUCGCGGGUAUAUAAAGGACAGUAAUCCGUUGAUACUGACCUUUGACGAGCGUGGGGUCUCUGGACACAAGAACCAUAUUGCAUGUGCCAAUGCGAUAAAUGACUUGGCAUAUAAGCAGCUUCAUCUAAAGACCGGAAAGAACAUUUUACGGAAGUACUCUGGUUUCAUUGUUGAUCUCGUGCGCUUAUUGCUUGGUUAUCCGUUGGAUACGGUCUUCAUCAGCACGGCAUUACAGUACUUGCAUUCACUUGUCGCGAUGCUGGUAGGACACAAAUCGCAAAUGGUCUGGUUUCGGUGGGGUUGGUGGGUACUAAGUAGGUAUGUUUUUGCAAACGAAUAUUGA
This is a messenger RNA of Eremothecium sinecaudum, 747 nucleotides long. RefSeq names its product N-acetylglucosaminylphosphatidylinositol deacetylase (gene GPI12). Gene Ontology annotation, cellular component: endoplasmic reticulum. The record is from RefSeq and is a predicted model, not a curated record. Gene Ontology annotation, biological process: GPI anchor biosynthetic process. Gene Ontology annotation, molecular function: N-acetylglucosaminylphosphatidylinositol deacetylase activity. NCBI's taxonomy places the organism in Eukaryota, Fungi, Ascomycota, Saccharomycetes, Saccharomycetales, Saccharomycetaceae. The transcript has a single exon. Bases 1 to 747 code for a protein of 248 amino acids.